Molecule: messenger RNA, 329 nt
Organism: Racocetra persica
Lineage: Eukaryota; Fungi; Glomeromycota; Glomeromycetes; Diversisporales; Gigasporaceae
Source: the annotation of a GenBank genome assembly
AAUUCGCUUUCUUCAUCACUAAAGAAGGAUGGCGGUCAAGACCUGACUUUUUAAUAACGUGGGAGGGAACACCGACUUCUUUUGCUUAUCGUUAUCCUUACAUCUUUGCUUUCGAAUCCUCCUUCAUAGAAAUACGACAUAUUGAAACUGGUCUUUUGGAGCAAGUUAUUGAGGGAAAUAAUGUGCGAAACCUAUUUUCUGACUCACGUGGGAUUUUGGUCUUAACGAAUGAUAUUGACACCGAUAGCUCUGUGAUAUUUUCAUUAAAUAUUGUAGGAGGAAAAAGAAUUUCUCAAACUUUAGAGGAUACAAACAACGAUGAAAUAUGA